Molecule: messenger RNA, 1650 nt
Organism: Cryphonectria parasitica EP155
Lineage: Eukaryota; Fungi; Ascomycota; Sordariomycetes; Diaporthales; Cryphonectriaceae
Exons: 1
Coding region: 1-1650 (549 amino acids)
Source: RefSeq, a predicted model, not a curated record
AUGCCCUUUAUGGCGGUCCCCCAAGUUCGCAAGAGACAACGAGCAAACGAUGACUUGCAACACAGUCGCUGUGCGAAGUCCCCCCGGAAGAUCAAGCAGUCCCUGCUAGAAAAGAACUCAGCCCAGAUAUCUCGAUACCAGAGUUCCGACUCGCCCUCGCCCUCACCCUCCGUCGACACGCCCUCCUGGCACUAUCCACCCGAGUUCUGGGACAGACUCUCGACGAUUCCGCUGAUCCGCUCGGCCCUGGAAGAGCUUGACCGGCGGAUUUGCGAACAACAACCUGCCCCUCCUCCCCCGUCGUCGCCGACAGAGCCCGCUGCCCAAGACCUCGCCCGAUUUGCACGCCACGGCGGACCAGACCUGCGCGAUCUUCGAGGGUAUCCUGCUCCUGUGCUGAGCAAGCACCAUACUGCUGCUACUAUGAGCUCCUUAUCUAGAAGCCAAGCAACCAAGUCUACUGAUCCUACUCCGGUUACAACAAAGCCGGGGGGGACAACAAAGACUGGAAAGACAUCAACUUAUAAUCGUGGAUUCGAACAACAUUUGACCGAUCAUGGCAUUCAUACAUAUUGGGACUCGCAAGAGAUAGAUGAGAACACUUUCUCUACUAUACUUGCAAAACCACGACCAUCUCUAUCGCUCUCCCGAUUCUCCGAUGACAGAUUCAAGAUCUUCCGCAAAACCAAUGCUCAGGCAAAAGAUGAAAGCGAUAUAUGCAAAUAUGUGCUGCCAACUAUUACUGGCCCCUGGGAAGAUAACCAUCCAUCUACCGAAAAUAUGGCUUUCGGAAAUCUAGAGCCGCUUACGGACGGAACUAUAACAGACGCAAAACCAGAUAUUGCUCUGGGCGCCUGCCCUACCCAGCUUGACCCAGCUGUUCGCAGCGAGCUUUCACAUCAUAUUAUCCCCUCUACCUCAACAGAUCGGAUAAUUGCACCCAAUUUCUUCUUAGAAGCGAAGGGCCCGCAUGGAUCAACAGCAGUGAUGAUGCGACAGGCUCAGUAUGAUGGAGCAAUCGGUACUCGGGCUAUGCAUAGCCUGCAGAACUAUGGUCGGGAGAAGCCUGUGUAUGAUAGCAAUCCCUAUACCUACAGCUCAACCUACCAUGAUGGCCAGCUCAAGCUGUAUGCUCAUCAUACUACUGCGCCUGCAACAUCAGAAGGCCAGCCCGAGUAUCACAUGAACCAGCUCACUGCUUAUGCCUUAACGGAUAACCGGGAGACCUUUGUUCGAGGAGCUACUGCAUACAGGAAUCUGAGGGACCUAGCGAUGCAGCAGCGAGCUACAUUCAUCGAGGCGGCCAACGCUACAUACCGAGCGCGGGUCGCAGCUGCUCAGGAAGAGCCGAUAGCUGAGGCACAGCCCUGCGAUAACUCCAAUUCCGUCUCGGACGAGAAUUUCGACUGCGAGGCUGACCACACACCAUCAGCCGUCGAAAGAUCACGAUCUCCUGCAACGCAAGAUUACCAGGGGUACAGCGUAUCACCUGCGCCCGCUGCUGCCGGACCAGCGAAUCCAAGCUCUACAUCAACGUCGAUAUCGGAACGCCACAGUCGCCAUAAGGCCUCUUCUAAGCGCCAGAGAGACUCGCACAGUCCAACAUCGGGCUCCCAUCGCAAGAAACACAGUUCUGGAAAGUCCAGAUAG